Myxocyprinus asiaticus (Chinese sucker) is the source of this 3421-nucleotide messenger RNA. RefSeq names its product coiled-coil domain-containing protein 85B. Gene Ontology annotation, biological process: negative regulation of DNA-templated transcription. Gene Ontology annotation, cellular component: nucleus. NCBI's taxonomy places the organism in Eukaryota, Metazoa, Chordata, Actinopteri, Cypriniformes, Catostomidae. Bases 1459 to 2061 code for a protein of 200 amino acids. The record is from RefSeq and is a predicted model, not a curated record. The transcript has 2 exons.
AAGAAUAUUUCAGCUCUGUAGGUCCAUAAAAUGCAAGUGAAUGUUGGCCAGAACUUUGAAGCUCCAAAAAGCACAUAAAGGCAGCAUGAAAGUAAUCCACAAGACUCCAGUGGUUAAAUCCAUGUCUUCAGAAGCGACAUGAUAGAUGUUGGUGAGAAACAGAUCAAUAUUUAAGUCCUUUUUUACUCUAAAUCUCCUCUUACACUUUCAGACGUGAAAGUGAAACUAAACAGGCAUCAGAUGUGACUUUCAGAUUUGAAAGUGGAGAUUUAGAGUAUAAAAAGGACUUAAAUAUUUAUCUGUUUCUCAUGUUGUUGUUGAUGAUAUUAAGGGGGGCGCCACGUCUGAUCUCGCCUAUGGCACCAAGUAAACCAGAACCGCCACUGUGUCACUCUUUCCGUUAGUUUUGUGUGUGUCCAGUAAGUGUAGGGAGAGGGAAGACCACAUCCAGUGUUAUUGUACAGUACAGUACAGUACAUAGCUGUUGUACAGUACAAACAUUAAUAGACUUAACUAUGUGUAUCAUGAAGCUUUAGACAUUGAACUGGAAAGCACUGUAUUAAAAUGAGUGUGAACUCACUAUACUAUUCUAAGGAUACAGUACAGAUUUUUACGGUAAGGGAAGAGGGGAGGGGGAGCAAAGCAGGAGGAGAUGGGGGAAGACAUCACUGCCUCCACAACCACCACCAUUGCCAAAGGAAACACUGUAAUCUCAAGGAACAUCUCGCCGCAUUCCUCAGGAAUUUUCCACGAAGUGAACCUGUAGGCUAAUAGCAUACAUUCAAACGCCGAUCGCUGUGUCUGGAUUAUCCGACAUCUUUCCUUUAUUUAUUUUUUAUUUUAUUUUUUAUUAUUAUUUUUUUAUUAUUUUUUAUUUUUUAUUAUUAUUAUUUUGAAACCGACCAAACGCUGCAACACUAUAUCCAGGCUGUUCUACAUUUCGACUCGUAUUUAUUUAUUUAUUUCAUAUUUACAACGCCUUUUUUAAACGUUACCUAGGCCUAUUGGAUAUUUUGCCCCUUUUUUUAUUAAAAUAAAUAAAUAAACAAAUAAAUACUCAUCUGGUUAAUGACAAAAAUGCAGUGGAAUGAGUAAAGGCUUUAGGGCGGAGAGAAACGUUUGCAGCGGACAUCGUGAUCCCUGGUAAUACUGAAGAGAAGAGAUGCUCCGGGGAUUAUUUUAAACCUCUGUGUUAACGUCAUAUUCCUGCCUAAAGACCACAACAGGAACCAGCGUGUUUGUGCUUCAAGAAUUCCUAUGUCGAAAAUUACAAUUUAAUGCACUGAGGAGAGAGGCGAGGAAACUGACAGGAAUGUGGAAUGCUGAGAUCCAUUUGAAGUGACUGACAUCUCAUGUGCCUCAUAAGACUUACAAGAUAACAGAUGCAAAUACUUUGUGCUAUAACUGCUGUAAUAUCAAAUCAUUAAUUUCUGUGAAAUUUUGUAUGGUCAUUACAAGAUGGGGAGCGACAGUGAAAUAUUGAACCGAGAGCUGUCAAAGAUGUCUGAUGAAGACUUGCUGGCUUGUUCUAAGGAAGAACUGGUGAAUCGGUUACGCAAAGAAGAAUCGGAAAAGAUGUCGGCUCUCAUACAGCGCGGGCGGUUAAUCAAGGAGGUCAACAAACAACUGCAGGGACAUCUGCUUGAAAUCAGGGAACUCAAAGUCAUCAACAAGCGUCUUCAAGAGGAGAACCAAGAACUCAGAGAUCUAUGCUGCUUCCUGGACGACGACCGUCUGAAAGUGAAGAAGCUCGCGCGAGAGUGGCAACUGUUUGGCCAUCACGCGGCCAAAGUGAUGCGCGAGGACCUCGGCGGAUACCUCAAAAAGCUCGCCGAACUGGAGCGGAUGCAAGACGGGUUGGUGAAGGAGAAUCUGGAUCUGAAGGAACUUUGUUUCGUGCUCGAAGAAGAGUGCGUGAGCAGAAGUGAUUCCAGCCCGGGUGGCUCCACGGAUCUCAACAUACCGUGCAUGGUGGCCCGGGACCUGGGCGAUGGGAGCUCGAGCACUGGAAGUGUGGGCAGUCCAGACCAACUGCACUUGGUGUGUUCACCAGAUGACUGAGGGAGAGGAGCAGAGCCAUAUCACUUUAACCUUCUCUCUACAUGCUGAGACGGACUUAAUGUCUGCAAACUCAGAGGGACAAAGUAGUUUACAUUUUCUUGACAAUGACAUCUCAGCUAUUUGAGUGGAAAUAGAAUAUCAAGACAUAUGAAGUAGACUAAUUACUCAUGGCCUUUUGAUGCCAUAAGUACACUUUUCUCUACAUUUCAUUGGCUAACAUUUUAUAGUUGGCGGGUCUUUUAAACUUGAGUGAAAAUAUUUUUAAGAGGGAGUGGCAGGCAGAAUAUACUUAGUUUUGAGCUUUAAUUAAAACCCUUUCCUUUCAAAAUCAGUCCCAUUUUAUUAUAUUAUUAACAUUAUUUGAAUGUAUGUUUUUCCAAGUGUUGCUUGAAUGUUUCCACUCAUCUCUUACAGGGGAAGUAGACAGAGUUAAGUGUAGGUUUAGUUUUGGGGUUGAUAUUUUAAUCAACUUUGGGAGAAACUAACCAUACUACUAACAUUUACCAGGUUUUACUGUGCACUGAUCUGAUGUUUCUCCUAUGAUGCACUACGACAGGGCUGAAAUGAAUCUUGAAUCUUUGAAGAUUCACAUUUUAAAACUGAUUAGAGCCAUAUACUGUGUCCUGAUCUUUUUGUGAUCAUAUACUGUACAAAAAAGCACUGAAUCAUUUUCAACAAUGUUAGAAGAGGAAAGGGUAUUAUCUAAGGAUUGUGCAAAGUGAAGCCUCCAGUGUAAGAAGAUCAGAUUGAUUUUGUUUUUGUGUGACAUAAUAUGGCUGUAUUUUGGAGGCCCAACAAUAAUUCACUGGAAAUGCACAUGUUAUUAGGACACGUUUUUGCAGUAUUAUUUUAUUUUGUUUUUCUGAGCCGGACAUUAUAAUUCACUAGAUGUGAUGUGUGCUGCACUAAACAAUGUUUUUGUGCUUUGUACUGAAUCCAAAAUGAACUUCUUUUGCAUUAACCCCACUUUGAUGAUAACCACACAGUUGUAUUAUACCAAGCUUUUUGUGUUCAGAUGUUGCUUUGACAAGACUUUGACACAUGCUGAAUUGACACACUAACAUUUGGAGGGGACAGCACUGACAUACAUGUAGUUUUCAAAUACGGUGAUAGAUAUUGUUAUUAUAGUCCUUUUGGUUGGAUUUAUUGUAUUUGCUUCAUAGACCCUCCUUCAUAGGAUUGUUCAGUUGUACAUUUUUUCAUUCCGAAUAUCUUGAUCAGUAUUAUUUCAAUGAAUGCAGUUUGAUAGCUACAAAACUCAGUUCUCUGAUUUAUUAGCAUUUGCUUUUUUUAAGGCUACGCUCAUUGUGAAUGGGGUAGCUUUAAAUACACUUAAUUGAGACACCAAGUUCUGUUCUGG